Oryza sativa Japonica Group (Japanese rice) is the source of this 2005-nucleotide messenger RNA. Its product is annotated as glycine-rich RNA-binding protein RZ1A. Gene Ontology annotation, molecular function: RNA binding; zinc ion binding. NCBI's taxonomy places the organism in Eukaryota, Viridiplantae, Streptophyta, Magnoliopsida, Poales, Poaceae. The record is from RefSeq and is a predicted model, not a curated record.
AUUUUAGGGUUCUGCUAGGGAUUAGAGGAUCCCCAAAUUCCCCCUCUCCUAUAAAAAGUCGUCGUCUUCUUCUUCCUUUCCUUCGAUCUAUAUACUAGACCUCCGAACCAAACCGAGGGCAAGAGCAUCCGAUUCGCCGCCGCCUUCGUCUUCCUCGCAGAGAUGGCGGACGUGGAGGAGUACCGUUGCUUCAUUGGGAAUCUGUCAUGGUCCACAACUGAUGAAAGCCUCAAGGAUGCCUUUGGCAAAUUUGGCAACCUCACUGAAGCAAAGGUGGUUUUUGACAAGUAUUCUGGCCGUUCUCGUGGUUUUGGCUUUGUGACCUUUGAUGAGAAGAAAGCCAUGGAAGAUGCUAUUGAAGGAAUGAAUGGAUUGGAUUUGGAUGGGCGGGCGAUCACUGUCGAUAAAGCUCAGCCACAAGGACCUGGUAGAGACCGUAAUGGAGACCGUGAUUAUGAUCGUGACCGUGGAUCUCGUUAUGACCGUGGCCGUGACUUUGGUGGUGGUGGGCGUGCACCACGUGGCUCAGGUGGUGGUGGGGAUUGCUACAAGUGUGGAAAACCUGGCCACUUUGCUAGAGAGUGCCCAUCUGGAGAUGGUGGUGGUAGAGGUGAUAGAUAUGGUGGCCGAGAUGAUAGGUACGGUGGUGGUGGUGGCGGUGGCGGCCGUUAUGGAUCUGACCGUGGUGGUGACCGUUAUUCUGGUCGUAGUCGAGAUGGUGGUGGCUACGGUGGAGGUGGGGGUGACCGUUACAGUCGUGACCGGUCUGGUCCCUAUUGAUGGCCUAUCAAAUCUCUAAGAAGUAUGUUCCAUCCAGGUAUGGAAGUCUAUCUACUAUUGUGAGCUGUGUUUCCUUGUGUCUGGAACUUUGUGUUCAUGUAGUUUGAGAACUAUGGUGUACCAUGAGAAAGCAUCUACUUUAUUAUCGACUGUAUUACUGACAUUCUUAUUAUUGUUUCCUGCUUGUUGCCAGGCAUAUGACUUGUUCAUAGUGCUUGGCGCUUGGUCCUACAUAUUUGCUUGAUAUGCUGUUGGGUGAUUCUUUUCUUGGUUGAGACUUGAGAGGUGGUUUUUGUCACAUUACUUGUUGAUGCUCUGUUACGUUGGUUGUGCUCAUGCGGCAUAGCACCUUUGGAAACGGGAUAUGUGGGAUUGGACCGGUAAAUUGUUUUGUUUCUGUUCUCUUGGGAGAGGAAGCAUUCUACUGAACCUUGCUUGAAAAUGCCAUAAGAAAAAUCUUGGUCCUUAAUCAACUCAUCUCAAGGCAGGUGAUGAACCAUUCAUAGGGGAAAUGAACUGGUAAUCUUUAACUCUUUAUCUUCAAGAUUGUGUAAACCCAUCAUUCUCAAAUGUUUGUUUUGUUUUGGCAGGUUUGUUUGAGUUCUUUGUUCUCUUGUUCUGGAUUGGUUACUACUGUCUUAACAGCGAUUUGUUCUAGUCUUAUGACCGGCUUGUUCGUUGGCAUCAAUCUAUCAUGUGCGGUUUAGCGUGGGAAGGCCACUGCUGCCUUGCAUAGUGUUUCUUUGUUACUCUGAUUGGCUUUGCUACCUGGUUAUUGUUCCAUUGACCCUGGCCCUUCCGGAGUUGCUGCUGUUGUGUUGCUUCUUGGAUUGUGCCAUUCCUUGUUACUGCCCUGCUGUGAUCAUGUUUAAGCGACCUGAAUAUCUGAGCGAUGCUACGUGGUUGCUGUUCUUUGUCACAUUUGCCACUGAAGUAGCUGUUCCUCGUCACUUUGCCACGGAGUAGCUCCUGCUGCUUUAUUUCUUGGCUGCCUGCUGGAGUACUUAGUUUAUAGCAACAAAAUAGUAUAUAUCGGCAACAGAACUACAGAAACAUUUUUUUUUAACUCUGAUGAAUUUUGAUUACGUAUUGAACUCACGGCUGUACAUUUGUAACAUAGGAUGUACCUUAACUCAUGCAGUAUAUACUGCAAGAGUGCAAUUUUGCAGUGGUAUUCAAUUCAUGGGUAUUGCUUAUCCAAGAUUAAGCAAGCCGAUUUGAUGCA